Messenger RNA from Nestor notabilis (Kea), 233 nucleotides. Its product is annotated as E3 ubiquitin-protein ligase HUWE1-like. Gene Ontology annotation, molecular function: ubiquitin-protein transferase activity. Gene Ontology annotation, cellular component: nucleus; Golgi membrane. NCBI's taxonomy places the organism in Eukaryota, Metazoa, Chordata, Aves, Psittaciformes, Psittacidae. The annotation marks the transcript as partial. The record is from RefSeq and is a predicted model, not a curated record. Gene Ontology annotation, biological process: positive regulation of protein catabolic process; Golgi organization; membrane fusion. The transcript has 2 exons.
GAGCCAUUCGGAAGCAACUCGCUGCCUUCCUGGAGGGUUUCUACGAGAUCAUCCCCAAACGCCUCAUCUCCAUCUUCACGGAGCAGGAGCUGGAGCUGCUCAUCUCGGGGCUGCCGACCAUCGACAUCGACGACCUCAAAGCCAACACCGAGUACCACAACCCAAAACACCUCAAAACAGCCCAAAACCAGCCCCAAACCAGCCCAGAACACCCAAAAAACAGCCCAAAACCA